Messenger RNA from Tachyglossus aculeatus (Australian echidna), 1077 nucleotides. RefSeq lists its product as uncharacterized. The transcript has 3 exons. Bases 1 to 1026 code for a protein of 341 amino acids. The record is from RefSeq and is a predicted model, not a curated record. NCBI's taxonomy places the organism in Eukaryota, Metazoa, Chordata, Mammalia, Monotremata, Tachyglossidae. Gene Ontology annotation, molecular function: nucleic acid binding; RNA-DNA hybrid ribonuclease activity.
AUGCAAUUUGUGGGAAAAGAGGUGAAAUAUUUAGGCCACCUCAUUAGCGAAGGUAGCAAGAAACUGGAUCCAGCCCGAAUUUCCGGAAUACUCCAGAUUCAGCUCCCCAAGACUAAGAGAGAAUUGCGGAAAUUCCUGGGGCUGGUGGGCUGGUGUGUGGACAGAGGGGUGGCUCUGGGAGUGUUAGCCCAACAAUGGGGGAGGCAGUGGAGGCCGGUGGCUUUUCUUUCCAAGAUCUUAGAUCCAGUGGCUCAAGGGUGGCCUACCUGUGUGCAGGCUGUGGCCGCCAUGGCCAUCAUGGUAGAAGAGAGCCGAAAACUGACAUUUGGGGGCAGCCUGGUUGAUCUACAGGAGUCUCCCAUCCCUGACAGUGUCAAUUUGUUUAUAGAUGGCUCUUCCCGAGUGGUGGAAGGGAAACGGAGAAAUGGCUAUGCAAUUAUCGAUGGAGACAAAACGGCUGUGGUAGACCUGGGUGAACUUCCCAAUCCUUGGUCAGCUCAGACCUGCGAAUUAUAUGCACUAAGUCGGGUCCUGAAACUCCUGAAAGGCAGAGAAGGGAAUAUCUAUACAGACUCCAAGUAUGCCUGGGGAGUCAUACAUGUAUUAGGAAAAAUUUGGGAGGAAAGAGGCAUGAUCAAUAGCCAGGAAAAAGAGUCAGCCCACACCACUCUAUUACAACAGGUACUGAAGGAUUUACAUCUACCCAAAGCCCUGGCUGUAGUACAUGUAAAUGGCCACCAAAAGGGAAGCUCUUUCGAGGCUAGAGGGAACCGUCUGGCCGACAAGGAGGCAAGAAGGGCUGGAGAACUCGGGCAAAGAAUAACUGACCCUAUAUUGGUCCUGAUUCCUACGUUUCCUUCUAAUUUGAAGCCUGUAUCCCUAUCAGAGAAAGAGGCAAAGGGGGCCCAAGAUUUGGGAGCCCAGAAGGAUGAGCAGGGGAAGUGGGUUCUCCCAGAUGGAAGGGAGGUCCUUAAUGAAGCCACAACAAGACAGGUAUUACAGCACCUGCACCAAGGUAGCCAUUGAGAUGUCCAGAACCUGUGCGAUGUGGUACUGGUAAAGUACACCUGUCCUGGU